UCAAGCACUGCUGCUAUUAUGGCUUCUAUCGCACUGCUGGUGGGGAUGUUGAUGUUUAAUACAUCUCUGAUACUGGUGUUUGUUACUGUAUUACUAAUACUGUGGCUGUCAACACGGCGUCCUGCUGGAUUCCCACCCGGACCUCCACUUCUACCACUGGUGGGCAACAUUUUUCAAAUGGGCGACGAUCCCCGAGUUACUUUUAGCAAUCUGCGACGUCAGUACGGCGACAUCUUCGGCGUGUACAUCUUCCACAAGCCGGUCAUUGUCCUCAACGGCUACGAUGUUAUCAAGGAGGCCCUGGUCAAGAACGCCGACGUUUUUUCAGACAGGCCUCAUUCCUUUCUCACGGAUUUUUUCAGUGGGGGCAAAGGAAUAUUAAGCACCAACGGCGAUACAUGGAAGGACAUGAGAAGGUUCGCUGUCACCACUCUCAGAGAGUUUGGUUUCGGAAGGUCAAUCCUUGAAGAGAAGAUACAGGAAGAGUUGAAUACACUUUUGGAAGCAUUCGAGGAAGAGGGUUCGGAGGAAUUUGAUUGUAAACGACCGAUCCACAAUGCUACGUCCAAUAUCGUCGCUGAUCUUUGCUUCGGAAAGCAUUAUGAAUACAAUGACCCACGAUUCGUAAAGCUGUUAUACGCAGUGGAAGACAUGUUUAGCAUCAUUGGAACUUCAAACAUUCUCGAUGUGUUUCCAGCCGUGAGAUACCUUCCGGGAGAUUUCUUUAACUAUAAACGUCUUGUGAAAGACAUCAAGGUACUGGGUGAUGAGGUAGCUCGACUCGUUGAGGACCGCGUGAACAACUAUGACGAGGACAACGUUGAAGAUUUCGCCACAGCUUUCAUCAAAGAGGUACGACGCAGCAAGCAGGGAGGCGAGACGUUUGACGAAAGUCACGUAAAUAUGGUUCUGACUGACAUCUUUACCCCCGGAAUGUAUGAUAACGCCAACAGCAUCAAAUGGUCACUUCUACAUCUACUCCACUACCCGGAAGUCCAAGAGAAGUGUUUCCAGGAGAUCAAAGAACAGAUUGGACUGGAGAGAAGACCAACGAUGUUGGACAAAAGCAAACUUCCUUACGUUGAGGCUACGUAUUCAGAAGUAUUGCGAAACGCAGAUAUGGUCCCCACAGCGGUGCCGUACACCGUCACCAGCGAUGUACAGUUCAUGGGCUACACGUUCCCUGAAGGUGUCACUGUUAUCCCCGUUCUAAACUCAGUGCUGCACGAUCGGGCGACGUGGGGGGAUCCUCAAAAUUUUAGACCUGAGCGAUUUCUGGACGAUAAAGGGAAAUUCCAAAAGAGAGAGGAAUUGCUGCCUUUUUCCCUUGGACGCCGAGCGUGUUUAGGACAGCCCCUGGCUCGUAUGGAACUAUUCCUGAUUCUGACCAGCUUGAUUCAGAAGUUUAAGUUCGUCCCUCCAAGUGGAACGCUGCAACCCCUGAUAGGAAUAAUGGGUAUUGCCAACAAUGCUCCCUCUUUCAAGUGCAAAGCCAUACCAAGGAACGUUUGAGAGACUGGAUGCUGUAUCAGAAUCGUUAUAUGUGCUUGUACUUAAUGUUUCUAUGUGAAACGUUUCCAGUUCAUUUUUAAAUGUCAAUACACUGGCUGUCGAGCAUGACUCAGAACUGAUAUUUUAACCUCGAAACAGACGCAUAAAUACAUACAAGAGUGGUUCUAGGUGAACGUCGUACCCAUCAGAAUAUGCACUAUACGAUUACAAAGGCAUAGAAGAGACACUAUUCCUUUUUGAUCCAGCUUUAAAUUGAUACAUGAGCGUAUCACCAACAACGAUUAACCUUUUCAUCUGUUUUAGGACUUGCAUAGCAAUAUAGUUUUCCCAGAUUUGGAUCAACAGUUUACUCUACUUCCUUAGCUUACAUAAUCGGAGUGUAUUUAGUCCCUGCUCAUCAAACGUUUCAGUCGUACAAUGGGCUCUGCAGAGGGUUUUGUUGUUUAUAUCCGCGUAGAUAGAGACAGGUGUACAUAGAAAGUGGUAUGUAUAACUUCUUUUACAUUUGCAUAUGAAUACUUUGAGAUUUGUAUUGUUAUACAUGUACAUUUAUACCUAUAUGAAUACUUUGAGAUUUGUAUUGUUAUACAUGUACAUUUAUACCUAUAUGAAUACUUUGAGAUUUGUAUUGUUAUACAUGUACAUUUAUACCUAUAUGAAUACUUUGAGAUUUGUAUUGUUAUACAUGUACA
This is a messenger RNA of Haliotis rubra (blacklip abalone), 2204 nucleotides long. RefSeq names its product cytochrome P450 2D14-like. Gene Ontology annotation, cellular component: cytoplasm; intracellular membrane-bounded organelle. The record is from RefSeq and is a predicted model, not a curated record. Bases 19 to 1512 code for a protein of 497 amino acids. Gene Ontology annotation, molecular function: iron ion binding; oxidoreductase activity, acting on paired donors, with incorporation or reduction of molecular oxygen, reduced flavin or flavoprotein as one donor, and incorporation of one atom of oxygen; heme binding. NCBI's taxonomy places the organism in Eukaryota, Metazoa, Mollusca, Gastropoda, Lepetellida, Haliotidae. The transcript has 4 exons. Gene Ontology annotation, biological process: xenobiotic metabolic process.